ACACAGCUGCCGGUGGUUAUUUAAUCGUUUGCACGCACUUUCCAUUUUCUCACCGACGAAAUCUCGGUUGCUCGUUCUCGCCUACGUCUGCAUACGUCCUGCAUUGAAGCUUCCAUUUAUUGGUACUGCGUCACGGCCAAUUAAUCGAUUUCAUUCGAAUCUGUUGCGUCAACUGCGAUGUCACGCUCGAAAAUUGUGACAAUUUAAAUUCGACGAGCGCCUGCGCGUGCUAUCGAUUCAGCCCUUCGCGGCUCGGAUACAGUCGGAGUCAGCUGCGAGACUUACGAGAGAGAAGAGAAACGAGAGAGAGAGAGAGAGAGAGAGAGAGAGAUGGCGAAUGAGCACAAGCAGUCGCUGCGAUUUCUUUUGGUGCUUGUAAUAGUGUUAUUCAAGGGAGUCACGUCCAACAUCGACAACGAAGACUUCAAGGAAAAUAGUUAUGGAGGGUUCAACGAAGGGUUCUACAACCCCUUUAAUGAUCGAUUUCCGGAGUCCUACGACGCGCCGUUACAUCCCAUCGAAAAUCACCUCUGGCGAAGCCCCGAAAAUCUCGGCGAGAUCUCCGGUGUCGCCGUGGACCCGUCGGGGAAACUCGUAAUUUUUCAUCGCGCGGAUCGAGUAUGGGAUUACUACACAUUCGACGAAAACGCGGAGUACCAAGAGAAGUACAGGGGUCCUAUUCGUGAGAAUGUUGUACUAACACUAAAUCCCAACACCGGUGAUGUUAUUCGCGCUUGGGGAAAUCUAACGUUUUAUCUGCCGCACGGAGUUCACGUGGACAGCUUUGGAAACGUAUGGCUGACCGACAUCGCACUUCAUCAAGUAUUCAAGUAUUCGGCUCACGGAGUCCCUCGGUUGGUCCUCGGCCAAAGAUUCGAGCCUGGGAGUGACUUGGAGCACUUUUGCCAGCCAACAUCGGUCGCGGUUGCACCCGGUGGCGAAAUAGUUGUCGCGGAUGGAUAUUGCAACAGUAGAAUAAUGCUUUUUGACUCAAGAGGCAAUCCCAAAUACAGUAUCGGCGAACAUUGGGUGUCUCUAAAAAUUCCACACGCCCUGACAAUUUUGCCGGACAGGCAAGUGUGCGUGGCCGAUCGCGAAAACUCAAGGAUCGUGUGCAUGAACGUGGGACUCUCCGGCACGAAACAGUAUCUCGAACUUCCGUACUCGAUUCGCCAUCGACAGUUUGACCGCAUCUAUGGAAUCGCGUCAUACCAUGGAAUAAUUUACGCUGUCAACGGCGUGACAUCCAGAAGCAAAUUACAGGGCUUCACGAUCGAACCCAUAAAUCGGAGCGUAAUAGGAUUUUGGGGCCCGGAGUCUUCGCCUUUCCUGAAGCCUCAUGCCAUCGCCAUUUGCCCGAACGGUACAGCUCUCUAUGUUUCAGAGAUCGGACCUAACAGAGUGUGGAAAUUUGAUCUAGUACAAACUCAGUAACGUAAAAGUUAAACAUCUAAUGUAAUAAUAGCCGGAAUUUAUCGCCUAAUAUCUACUUGAUCCUAGGAGAUAUCAGAAAUCGAGUUCUCGAAAGGCAACAAAAUCAAAUGCACUCCUCUUCCAUUACCUCAUUAGCGAUAAUCCAAUGUACAGAGUAUUUGGUAGUAAGUGUCAAUCAAUACACGUGCUAAUAUUCUUUAUUGAAAACUAAAGUCUUAUCCUAACAGACGAUUGAAAGAAGAA
This is a messenger RNA of Harpegnathos saltator (Jerdon's jumping ant), 1677 nucleotides long. RefSeq names its product peptidyl-alpha-hydroxyglycine alpha-amidating lyase 2. The transcript is spliced from 8 exons. Gene Ontology annotation, biological process: peptide metabolic process. The coding region runs from base 331 to 1434 and encodes 367 amino acids. Gene Ontology annotation, molecular function: protein binding; catalytic activity. Gene Ontology annotation, cellular component: extracellular region; membrane. NCBI's taxonomy places the organism in Eukaryota, Metazoa, Arthropoda, Insecta, Hymenoptera, Formicidae. The record is from RefSeq and is a predicted model, not a curated record.